This is a messenger RNA of Ixodes scapularis (black-legged tick), 4132 nucleotides long. Its product is annotated as carcinine transporter. Gene Ontology annotation, cellular component: membrane. The transcript is spliced from 10 exons. Gene Ontology annotation, biological process: transmembrane transport. The record is from RefSeq and is a predicted model, not a curated record. The coding region runs from base 134 to 1849 and encodes 571 amino acids. NCBI's taxonomy places the organism in Eukaryota, Metazoa, Arthropoda, Arachnida, Ixodida, Ixodidae. Gene Ontology annotation, molecular function: transmembrane transporter activity.
CUUGCCUCUAGCAACUUGAGUACCGUAACACGCCGACCAGUUCACCUCAAUCUGCAUUCGCUCUUUUGCUUCCUCGUGGUCUCUCACUCGCACUUCGAUUUUUCGUCCUAAAGGUGCAACCUGAGGUGCCAGCAUGGAAUUCGAAGACGUCAUCGAGAAGGCCGGCGGUUAUGGCAAGUUCCAGAAAAUACUGGUUUGGGUCUACCUUGCACCCGCAUCGUUCUUCAUGCCCGGAUGCUUUAUGAACCAAAUCUUCAUGCUGUCCGUGCCUCAGCACUCCUGCCUGUUGCCAGACUUGGGAGAAGUGUUCAACCUUACGGGGGGCGACCUCGAGCUACUACAUGACCUCCUUGUCAGCAAGGACAACUGUGAGGUGUAUCCGCUCUCCGCGUUCAACGCCAGUGCUGUGCAAAUGUAUCUGGAUCACGCUGGCGAUGAGAACUGGACAAGGCUACAAGUGCCAGGUCUCGAAAGGAUACCCUGCGCGCAGUUUACCUACGACAAGACAAACUACGAAAGCACUGCAUCAACACAGUGGAACCUGGUAUGUGACAGAGCUCACUUGCCCAGUCUUGUCUUCACGCUAUGCAGCGUCAGCUGCGCCGUGGGGACAGUAUUACUCGGCAUGCUGUCGGACAGGAUCGGUCGGAGGUACAUGUUCUUCAUAACUGUGGUGGUAGCUGUGCUGUCCGGGCUCUCUUCCGUUUUGGUCACCAACUUCACAGCGUUCGCCACACUGCGAGCCCUCAACGCAAGCGUCAUGCCGCAGAUGUUUCAGCUGCCAUAUAUUAUACUUCUGGAGCUCGUGGGGCCGAAGCAGCGGACCAUGAUGCUGGGUGUGAGCUGCAUCGCGUGGACCGUGGGCCUCUGCAUCCUUCCCCUGCUAGCCUACGUGUGCCGGUCCUGGAUCUUGCUCGGACUCAUUUGCUCGGCCUGCGCCAUACCCAACAUGUUUUACCUCAAGUUGAUCCCCGAAUCACCGCGAUGGCUGCUCUCCCAGGGUCGUGUGAAGGAAACACUAAAAAUUCUUGAGCGUAUCGCCAAGAGAAAUGGUGUUAAACUGCCUGAAGACCUCGAAUCUGACCUCCUGAAAGUACAGCACAAGCUUGCCGAAGAAAAGGUCGUCGCGGAAUCAUCGUCAGCAGACCUGCUCAGGAAGGCUAGAAUUCGAAGGCAUAUUCUUAUCGUCACCGCAAGCUGGGUGGCCAACAACUGUGCCUACUACGGCCUGCACAUCAACGUGAGCAACAUGAGCGGCAACGAGUUCCUCAACUUCUUCCUGCUGGGGCUCGUUGAGUUUCCUGCUUCGUUCGCGGCCUGGUGGACCAUGGAGCACUAUGGCCGGCGGUGGACGAACGUCGGCUACCAGCUGCUCGUCAGCAUGGCCUGUGUCGCAUCUUGUUUCAUUCCAUCGGGAGCCAUCGUGGCCGGUGUCACAGCAUCGCUCAUCGCCAAGUUUGCUUGCACAGCUUCCUUCAUGAUUAUGUAUCAGCAAGCUGCCGAACUGAUGCCCACGCCGCUACGAGCGUUUGCACUUGGCUCAUCGUCGGCCUUUUCUUCGGGUUUUUGCAUCUGCAUGCCCUACAUUAUAUAUCUCGGCAAGUACGGCAUGUGGAUUCCGUUCCUGUUUCUUGGUGUGCUGGCGGCGACUGCUGGCAUCUCUUCGGCAUGGCUUCCAGAGACAUACGGCUAUGCCCUCUGCCAGACCAUUGAAGAUGCGGAAGAUUUCGGAAAGAAUCGCAAGUUUUUCUCUUUACAUCUGGUGAAGGACCGCAAGGGCUACAAUGACAAGGAGGAAAAACCAAAAGAGUUGAAACCUUUAGGAGACGACGCCGACGCAAAAACAUGAGAAUCCAGGCAAUUGAGUCAUCGUUCCCAGUCAUCAAUGUUUUAGCAUCACACUAUUUCGAAUCAUUGUAAAUGUCAGGAACAAUCGCAUUACCGCAAUGAGAAUUUUUUUUUUAGCUUUUUGAAAGUGAUUAAUUUCGUUUAGUGUAGAGAGAAUGACCAUCGCUACAUAUUCCUUUGGAGGCGAACAUAUUUUUACAUCAUUAUCAUUGCUCAACGCUCAUACUUGGCUUAACUCAUGCGCGACAUUAGUUUUAAGAAAGCCUACGUAAAAUCCCGUAAGGGCACCCUCCCCCGUAAAAUCGCCCAUCCAGUUUUUUUUUUUUUUUUUUGAGGGGGGGGGGUUAAAUAUCUAAAACAUCAAAAAAAAACGAAAUGUUGCCCACCCCCUAUCCCCGUCGGACAUCACGUGAUGUCCGAUGGGCGUGACCUGCGGUACCGGCACGUCUGACGAGGGAGUUUCCACCGGGUUCACGCGUUUUUGUUCGUGAUCUGCGCGUGGGAUAUCAGUUCAUGUGACGUGCAACUUGAUGCUGCGUGUUUAUUGCAUCGUAAAAUGCAAGCCUGCUGCGUCCGCGAUCCGCUGUAUUUGUUCCCGUGGCAUGCGCGUUCAUAGUGGGUUCCCGCGUUUUUGUCCACAAUCUGCGCAAGCGAUAUCGGUUCCCGAGACGUACGAGUUGUCCCGAAUGUUUGUUGUACCGUGAAAUACAAAUCUGCUCCAUCCGCGAUUUGCGGCAUCGGCUCCCAUAACUUGCGAGUUCGCGGCAGGUGCCCGCGUAAUUUUCGCGCCGUGUACUGUGUUUGCAAGAUUCUAACGCACAUUUGUUUUUCCGCCAAAAAGGUGCCCAAAAUCACAUUCGCGUUACAAUCGAAACCAAAAAUCGAGGCUCAAGAAAAACUCAAUACUCGGUAUAAGGUGGCUAGCCCCCUCGCCAUAGUAACCGUAUGUUUACAUUCGCGAUUUUGGUAUUCGUAUCGCGCGCAUUCUUUCGCGUCUACGGACUCGUGUCCGCCUUUUUAAGAUGGAAAAGAAAAUCCACUCAGAGGCUUUAUUUAAACUAAAGGCGGUCAGUCUGGCGGAAAAGAUAACAACGGAGCAGCACGGCGUAGGCUCCCAAUCCCAGCGUCCCGACGAUCCCGCGAAGUGUUGCUUGGAAGACGACCCUCCCAGAGGGGACGGUCGCGCACUUGUACGUGCGCAAGAAGCGCGGCACUUAAAACGCUUUAGACGAAAGCAGAGAUCACCUCUGUGGCAAGCGAGGAACCAUCGUCGGUCUCUCACAACGGCGUCUAGUGCACGGCAUUUAUUCUUGUGUGGGUGUUCGUUUCAUACAACCCCUUCUAUGAAAUAUUUGUUCAAUCUUCAGCAUUUUACCUGUGCCGUGGAAUCGGACACAAUUUACUUUCUGAAUAUCUGAAAGCUAAAUCUGACUGCGCGUUAUAGAAUCCGUGGCGCGUUAGAAUCGUGCAGACAUAGUGAAGCGAGUCUGCUGCGUCCGAAGCCCCUUUUACUAUGACACAGGAUGUCGUAGCAAGUUACCGCGUGUUUAUCGCACCAUAAAAAUAACAUCUGCAGCGUCCGCAUUCUGCGGUAUUAGUUCCCGUUUUAUGUGAGUUGUAGCGGUGCCUUAUCACCUUUUCUUAUACAUUUUUGCUGUCCCAUCCCCAAAGAUAGCCCACCCCAUGUUUUUCCCAAUUUACUGCUUCAUUUUGGGUGGGCGUCCUUACGGGAUUUUACGGUACGUGCUUCCACAUCGGCGCGGACACCGAGUCAUUCCGCAAUUUCCAAAGCGCAACAACCAAAGAAGACCCGGGAGUCAUAUUUCUUCAGCGGCUAGUUGCGUGAUAGUCACUGUGUUGACCGAAUUACCACUGGAAUAAGUCUGGAGACCGUGUGCCACACUUGUACCAAAAGCAGCCGUAGGUGGUUAAACGAAUAGGGUGAUAACAAUAACCCACAGCGGCAUCCAAAGUCACAUCCGCCGAAUCAAUAGAUCGUUAAACAACGCGGACGUAACUUACGGCGAAUAAAGUCGCCGUCCCGAUGUUACCGGCGCAGCAGCAAUAAAUUGUGUGAUCCACAACAACCGUGCCGUUGGAUUAUCGGCCAUGUGACAACCGAAGAUUAUUCGAUGAGAGCCCCAAAGAAACGAAGUAGAAAGCCUUAAAGAUAAUAAGAAAUAAAGGGCGUGGCCUACUGUGCUCAGUCUUCUUCUUUUUUCGUGUAUGUGUGUUAUUUGUCGGCUAAUUACGCACUUUUAAUAGCUGUCGAAAAGUAAUUAGA